This is a messenger RNA of Iphiclides podalirius (scarce swallowtail), 615 nucleotides long. Lineage: Eukaryota; Metazoa; Arthropoda; Insecta; Lepidoptera; Papilionidae. The record is from the annotation of a GenBank genome assembly.
AUGUGUCAUCCGUUUAGACCAUGCGAACCACCAUCUCCGAACGCUGCGCCCGUAGCGAGGCCUGCCCCGGUGGCUCCGUAUUGCCACUGCGACGCCCACUCUUACUCACCGAGGGUGGAACAGUACAAGCAGCUGCUGGAGAAGGAACAGAAGCUGUGCCACGAUUACGAACUGCUGAGGAAGCAGAUGGUGAGCGUAACUAAUGAUAUUUUGGAUCACCCAUGCGAUGACCUCGACAGCAAGAUGCAGACGAUGUACCAGGCAACUUAUAAAAAGAGAUCACACCCCGUGACGGAGUACAGGAAAGUGGUGGCGGACACGCAGUCGAACGCGCCCAUACCGAUGGAGGGCCACCGGCUGGGCGCGCUGCGGUGCUACAAGGACCCGACACAUUUCGGGGACGCCCCGCCGACCGUUCGGCCGACGAUCAACCCACCAGGUCCCGUCCACACUGGCGUGACGCCGAAGACGAUGCGCGUCUGGUUCGGGGAGUUCCCCGGGCGCACCGAGUACAUGGACGCGUUCAGCUCGACCGCGAAGGCCUCCUGGCGGUCGAUGCAGCGCUACAAGGAGCCCCUGCGGUCGACGAGGCGCAGGGCCGACGAUCCCUGCGUU